AGGAUUGUUUAAGGCUAGUUUUAAAAACUGCCAUCCGGAGGAAAACUUUCAGUACCUCUGGAAAGCAAGAUGGCCCAAACUCUGCCUCUGCUGCUGUUGGCCAUGCUGAACUCUCUGAGCUGCCACAGUGAUGUGAGGGCCAGGGACCCUGACGUGGAGGAAGAGGAGGCUGUUGGGAAUGGAGGAAGAACACAGCAUAUUUCUGGCACCUUUGGGACCGCUCACCUACCCUUGCCACAUGAACAUCACGGCAUCCCGAAGCCUUCAGAGGGAAAACCUCAAAACUCAGCGUCAACCUCAAGAGAGACUGUACAUCCCUCUGCACAGAGAGGAAACUGGUGUGCAUAUGUAAAUCGCCGUAUGGUCACCACAGCCGAACUCUGCGCUACAGAGACUCAAACUGUGAAAUCUGUGAACCCCUGUUCUGAUGGAGCUCCUGACUGUCAAAUCAUCAUGUAUAGGCAGUCCUCACGACCUGUAUACAAGCAGAAGCAAAUAGCACUCUCUUCUACGCACUGGAUGUGUUGCCCAGGAUAUGGAGGACACAACUGCUUGGAAAAAGACAAACCUCCAGAGGAUGAGACGCAUGCUUUAAAGUCUGAGAUUAAUGACAAUGGCAGCUCAGGAGGUAAAAUGGGGACUGACCAAUCUGAAGAGGCAAAAUGGGCUGACAAACCCAUACAGGAAGCUCCUAUUCAUGGUUAUUCACCAAACCAGAGUACUGUUGGUGCCAGAGAAGGGAUCCCUACCUCUCAGCCUUUGCCAUUGCUUGAUUCAUCAAUUCUGCUGUCGAUGCAUCAGAUAAUGUCAACUAUGAUGAGUCAGCUUCAACCAGUGCUGGAAAGCUUCAAUCAAACACUGAAGCAUCUGUCCAGUGAGGUGGACGCAUUGUCUCAGGACAUGCAGCAGUUGCGGAUGGAACAGGAAGAACACAAGCCCAUGACCAGAGGCAAAGAUCAUAGCGGACCUAUCGAGAAAAGACUAGAGUACAGCCAUCUCCAGAUCAGUCAAAUGAAAACUCAAUUGGAUGCACAGAAAGACCAGUUUGAGAGGGCCUUUCAGGUCCAGCAAGAACUGCUGAAACACAACCUAACAAAACUGAAGGAAGAAAUGGAUGAUCAGAUCAGUCAAAGUCAGGAUACGCAGGUGAAUCUCCAGUCUCUAACUGGAUUGGUUGAGGAGGUGAGACUUGGCCAGAAGAAGCUGGAAGGGGCACUGCAGAGAGAACGUGCUGAGUUUGUCAAUCCGAGUGGAAGCCAGCCAACACAGGAGUCAGGAGUGUGGGAGGCCAUCACUCGACUAGACGAGAAGGCACAAAGUAACUCUGCAAAGCUCAGCAGCUUGUCUGAGACUUCGAAUGACUCUGAUGGAGCAGUCCGGGCUCUGCACAGAGACCUACUACACCUGGAACAGAGCCUAGAGGAGGUCAAACAACGAACUGAGGUCCACUUUGCAGAGACUGGUCUGGAGGUGGAGGCUACUCGUGUCAGGGUGCUCAACAGCAUUGGCGAGCUUACAGCUAACCUAAGUGCACACGAGGGUCAGUUGAGAGAAAUUGAGUUUGACCUGGUCAACAUCUAUCAACAACUACAAAAAAAUGAUUCAGUAGUUGCAGAGCAGGCCUGUAGCUGUAAGUUGAUUGGAAGUUCACUAGCUAGGUUGGAGCUGGAGAUGGCUAAUGUGACAAAGUUAGCCAAACAAAACCAAAUUGCACUUGAGGAGACACAUCUAGAAAGGAAUCAUUUCACCGAAAUGGAGGAUCUUCAUCAGGGCCUGCUGGACAUAAAGGAAUCAUUGGCCUUUGAGCAGGGCAGAAGCAGGAGUCUUCAAGACAGCAUGUCCCAGCUACAGGCUUCACUACUGGACAGCCAGCAGGAGAUUCGAGGCCUGAGACAGCAGGACAAGGACAAGUCGAAUGAAAUUCAAGGCCUAUCAGCCACCUUCUCAUCUCUCCUGAACGAUGCCAUACGCCACUCUGAAGUCCUGGAAGUGCUACUCGGAGAGGAGGUCCUGGAAUUCACACAUUGGUCACAUAACCAAAAGAAAGAGCUCAGUAUCCCAGAUCUUUUACAGAGAAUGGAUGUGAUGCAGCAAAAGAUUGAGACACAUGAUAGGAUUCUGGCCUCCGUUCGGAGAACGCAUCCUGACGGAGAUGAGAUGAAUAGCGAUGACCCAGUGGCAUACUUAGAGGGGACCGGUACAAAUAGCCAGGUGAGGGACCCUGAAAGUUACCAGUCCCCUUUACCAGACCCUUUGCCUGGAGAAGAGGACGUGGAUUAUUCAGUCAGUGACUUCUGGAGUCUGGGAAAAGAGGUGGAGCAAUUAGCAGGUAGAAUAACCAUGCUGGAAGAACGCUGUGGAAACUGCACUACGCCCCCUAGUGGUUCUGUAGUAGAACUGCAGGCAGACAUAGCAUCCUUACGUCAGAACCUGGAGGGUCAUUUGGGAAUGUUUCAAAAACUGUUCAGUAAUACAGAAGAACUGAUCAGCUCGACUAGAAGCCUGAAUCUGGAUGAAGUUUGGAGACUGGUGAGAAAAAAAGAAGGAAAGAGAAGAAGGGGGAGUCUAAAGCAAGAAGACCAGAUCAAAAAAGAAGAAAAGUCUUCCAGUGGGCGAAGCAAAAGAUACAGUGAGAGAGAACAUGCUUGGUUACCACAUUCCCCCGUGGUGUUCAUCACAACCCUGGACUACAGAAGAAGAUCAAAUGGGGAGCUCACAUCGAAAAACGUGGCUGUGAACUAUGGUGGUACUUUUAAUCCUACAUCAGGGGUGUUCAAGGCCCCUGAGACUGGAUUCUAUCUCUUUUUAGUGACCUUAGACUUUGAGAGAGGCCUUUCAUUGGCUGUAUUAAAGCACAGUGGAGUUCCAGUGGCCUCCCUCAGACAGGAACAAGGGGAGAAAAGGGGACCAGUGAGCCGAGCCUCCCUGCUGGAGCUUCGGCAAGGGGAGACAGUUACAUUAGAAUUGAUGCAUGGAUCAUUACGAAAAUCGCAGCUUGGGGACAACACACUGUCUGGACUAUUGCUCUUCAUUACAGAGCACAAGGACAUGCUGUGAAGAGAACUGGGUGAGUGACAAAGGCAUGGGAGAAUACGUCCGAGUCUGACGCACUGUGCGUCACUGCCAGACAUGCUGUAUUUUGUAUGCAUGCAGCCUCUUCUUGAAGGUGCAAAAAAUACUUGUUGAAAUAUUAUGUUUUGUAACAGAUUCUGGAAUAAUACUGAGAAACAUGGUAAGUUAAAGAAAUAAGGGGGAGCCAGUUAUUUAACAGAAUUAUUUAGAUACCACCAGCC
Messenger RNA from Onychostoma macrolepis, 3293 nucleotides. RefSeq names its product multimerin 2b (gene mmrn2b). Gene Ontology annotation, molecular function: protein binding. The transcript is spliced from 8 exons. Lineage: Eukaryota; Metazoa; Chordata; Actinopteri; Cypriniformes; Cyprinidae. The record is from RefSeq and is a predicted model, not a curated record. Bases 70 to 3057 code for a protein of 995 amino acids.